Messenger RNA from Apis laboriosa (Himalayan honeybee), 13186 nucleotides. RefSeq names its product rho GTPase-activating protein 7 (gene cv-c). The transcript is spliced from 16 exons. Gene Ontology annotation, biological process: actin cytoskeleton organization; regulation of Rho protein signal transduction; signal transduction. Gene Ontology annotation, molecular function: GTPase activator activity; lipid binding. Lineage: Eukaryota; Metazoa; Arthropoda; Insecta; Hymenoptera; Apidae. The record is from RefSeq and is a predicted model, not a curated record. Bases 4989 to 10715 code for a protein of 1908 amino acids.
AGGAAGGAGAAUUGAUACUAAAUAUGCGGUCCCCUCCAAUCGACAAUACAAUCGUAUUAUCUUCACACUUGGCUUCUCCGGCUGGUUUCCAUUGUUUGCUACAUCUCGAAUCCGCGGAAAGAAUGGUAAGGAGAUAGGGAGGAAGGAGUUAUGUUUAUGCGUGAUUUAACACCCGCAUUUCCAUUCGACACUUUCCACGAUCGCGAAACUAGCAAUACUUCUCUCUGUUUACCCGCGAUACUUGUCAUUAACGUUACGGUCGGAUACGAUUAUUGUCUUUUUAAGCAAUUGAAAAAUUCGAUUAUUUAUCGCUCCGUGAAAGACUUUAACCUCGACGUCUCAAUGAAGUCGUAACGUAAUCGAAAGGACUUUGAACAAUUAAGAAGAAACUCUCUCAUUCGUGGUUACGAUCAAUAUUAAAGACGAUAAAUCUUGUAAGAUUCCAAAAUAAUUUUUUCAAAACGAUGCGAAAUAAUCUGAACACGUGUCGCGCGAAUUAAAAAUUAAUUUUUAUCGUUUCUACGAUUUCCCUCUGAAAAAUUCAAUCCCACAAUUUACGCAGUUCGUGUAUAAACAGUAAUAAAACAGUUAAUAUCCGAUAAAUCGUGUCGGUGACAUGGCCACCAGUGUGUCAUCAAUCGGUCGCAUUGCGAGGAAGAUAAAGGAGGGAGAGAAGAGACCGGUUAGCAAAGGUGGGCGCGCAUCCACCGGUUCACGACCCCACUUUCGUUAACUGCUUUUAAUUGCCCCAUAAUUGAGAUUAAUGAAAAGGCAUGCGGGCGCCCAUGAUAUCACCCUCGGCGAAUUAAAAUUAAACCGUACACGACUUUGUCCCAUAAAAGAAACCGCCGCGCUCGUUUGCUUUGAGUUCGUCACGCGAUCCUCUCCGCGGUUCACGCGGUCCAAAGAAAUCCCUAUAAAACAUCGCGCAGUAAAGCUUGAUCGUUUUGUCGUUCGUUUCGCAAUUUCAUGGCGUACGUAAGCUGAAAAGAUUCGCGUGCUUGGAAGAUGGUCACUCGAUAUCUUCUCUCUCCUCCUUUUUUUUUGCUUUUCCAAGACCCCCUCGUUUUGUAUCGAGCGACGCCGCCUUUUCGCGACCAUGCCGCGCAAAUUGCCCCUGUUAUUAUUUCAUCUAGCGCAGAAUGGUGCCAAUCGACGGCUUUUCGCGUGAUGCGCCGCGUAAUAAAUUCGAACAUCGCGCCUUUUAUAACCUCGAUCACAAACGACGAAAGUAAUUUUAAAUAUUCGAUGGUCUUGAUUCAGUUUAAUAGUAUCCGUCAAGAUUUUAAAUAUCUUUCGCAAUAUUUUUUUAUGCGUCUUGUGGCGGAUUUAAUUGGUUUCGCUUGGAUCGAAGAAUUUGACGGGAAAAAUAUUGUUGUCCACGAUUAUUAUCACGAUUCGAAUAAGCGUGAAUAAGCAUUUCUUGCAGAAUGGUUAAAUACUGAAUACGGGUAUAACAAUACGAGGAGCGCGUUAAAAAAUCUCGGAAGAAGAAAAGUGAAAACGAGAAACGUUUCAUGCGAGAAACGUUUUAGACGAGGUCUUACAUAAAUUCCACAAAGGGAUUCACAUCGUCGGAAUCGUCUCGCGAAUAUUACACAUCUCAACUUUCCCAUGAGCACUACAAACAGCCUAUCUUUUUAUUAUAUCCAUAUCUGUCCACUAACACGUACGUUGCGUGGGAGUGCCCAUCACUCCUUUGACUCGGACCAACCACACCGUGCGGUUCGUAGAGUUCGGGUGUCGCUUAUUUCCUCUUUCUUCUGUGUUCCUCUUAACGCGCCGGCCUCCUCGAGGGGUCCUUGAAAUGGACCGAAAUCUCACGUGGCUUUUCACGACCGUCAAGUGGCGCUAGGACCACCCGCAAAUAACACGUGCCAUUAAUUUCUAAAAAAAAUGAAGCCGAUGAAGCCGAUUACUUCCACUAAUUCCAUCCUCGUUCGUUCGUUGGGCGUUCCUCGGGCAUAAGAUUUCAAAACGGUUUCGACGAGCACAGAGCGGCGCAGCGUGUACUAAUUUCAAUUUAAUAACAUAGCGGAUAUGAAUAAAUUAAAGGAUAUGUAAAUAUAAUCGAAUAGAAGGUACUUCUCUACCUACAUACAUCCGACACCGCGUUGAAUGUCAAUGAACGAUACGUCACACCGAUCUUACAUUCUUAAAAAGUUCCUCGAAUAACCGAGAAAAAAAGAAUGGCAACUCUUUGAAACGUAACAAUCAAAUUUUGCACACAAAGAUCCGUCCAACGCGUGAAACGGAAGACAAAGCCCAAUCGACGCCCGUUGAAACAAUAACGUAGACUAAUUUAGGAUACUCUAACAUCGGUUCAUUGGCCGGUUAAGUCGAAAUCGGUCGAGUUAACGCGAAUACAGGCUAUUAGCACCAACACAGGUUUAAAAGCAAAGUUACUCGAGUCCCGUGACCCCAUGUUUCGCCUACGAAACAUUGUGGAGUGCAAGGCGGGAACCCGUUCGAGUGGUAGACCGUGAGGCGACACAUCGUUGCUGUACUCUAUUCAGUCGAGAUAGGGAAAAGACGUUGCAUAUACAUAUACGCGCGAGGAGGAUAUAUGUACGUUGCAUACUAUACACGGUACGUCCAUAGGAAACAGCUGAGAGAACCGGGAGAGACGAGUGUUCCCUGGUAUGAUACAUCCACGACGAAAUUAAUGUCCCAGGAUUCUCGGUUCCAAGGACAGGGGCUUGUACGUUUCGAGGACGAAACAUUCUAUGGCAUACGGUGUGCCACCGACAUCCGUGCAUUCCGCCGAUCGAAUGCGAUACGAUAAAUUUUCCGAGGCUGUACGAUGCGUGGUUAGUCGGGAAAUAGUGAUCGCUUUUAAGGUAUUUCGCCUUAUCUUGGAAACGCGAAGGUUUCGAUACUAUUUUAAUUGCUGCUCGGUUGUUAAAAUAUUAAAAGCCUGGAGCUUGAGAAAUUAAAUAAAACGAGAUAAGGAAUGUUUCGUCUACGAUCCAACGAUAUCGAUUAGGGAUUAUAUAAAUUCGUAUCGAUUGAAUUUAUUUAUCGCGACACGUAAAUUUCCAUUGUUGGAUGAUCACGAUUAUAUAUAACGAGGAGAAUCGGUGAACGACUUUAAAUAAAUAACGUUCUGGACAUCUAAUAUCAAUACCCCUCUAAAACUAUCGCCACGCGAUAUAUUGAUUUCCGAGACUGAAGUAAUCCUGUUUACUUACGCGACGAAAAAAUGUCAAUAUAGCACGUAAUUAGAGAUCCGUCAUCCUCCGUAUAUUCCAUUCUUGGAGGGGGGGCCAAAUAGUUGAUAGGAUAGAAUAAAUAUAUAUCUAAUAUAUACCGAACUGAAAACGAUAAACAAACGAAACUAGUGUCCUGCGAAACGUUUCGGCUCAUGUUGAAAAGCCGCGGCGCCUUCUUCGUCGGCAAACACCCACGCCCGAGUGUAACAUGCACUAAUACGUCGGUAGCGUACGCGCUCACACGCGUGCUUAUGCGUGCACGCCGAAACAACCGUGCGAGAGUUGCAAGCAAGGAACGCAUAUACGUAUCACAUUGACGAGUUCCCGCCCGAGUCGGCGGUUGGUCGCUGCUUUGGCAGCUCCUCGUCUCUCUCAGGUAGCAUGCGAGCACGGAAAUGAGAGAAAGAGAGAGAGAAAGAGAGAAAGAGAACGAGAUGGAGUCGCGGCGAUCAGGACAGAACGGGACGAGGGACAAGCGGAUAAGGAUGGAGAUAAGGGAGCGUGGGAGAGAGAUAGGUCGCGUGAGCGAGAGAAAAAAUGCAAAGGGGGAAAAACAGGAAGAGAAGGAAGAGAGAGAGAGAGAGAACGAAGCAACGGUACAGAAGGGGAGAGGAAGAUGCAUGGAAAACACGAUGGUAUGAGAAGAAGAGAAGUGGCGGAAGGAAAUGAGCGAGAACCGUUGCUACAAAGAGAGAUUAGAGAAAGAGGAGGAGAGGGGAUGGUAAAAACGGAGGAAAGUAACAAAUACCUUGGCGGGAAAGGUUGGUAGGGGACUAAGAAAAGCAUCAGGAAAAAAGAGGAACGAACGGAAAAAGAGUGGAGAGUCGAGAAAGAAGAGGAACGGUGGAAAAGGGACAGAGAAACCGCGUAGAAGAGGAACGGUAUAAGGGAGUGAAAGAAGGCGCGAGAGAGAAAGAAAGAGGGGUAGAGCGCUCGUAUGGUCGGUUUGCCGCCUGCCGCGUAGUAGUAGCGUGCCGAGCGAGCAGCAAGCAGUGCCGAACGUCGUCGUCGUUUCUCAGUGUCGCCGCGGCGGUCGUGCCAGACGGUUCUCUUAUAGAAGUUUUUCGUAGUGCGCGCGUAGCGCGUUCCGUUCCGUUUCGUUUUGUUUCGGUACACGUCAAUACGGUGCAACGUGCGACGUGCUGGAUUAAAUUGGAUUAAAUACGCUUACUAGCGAACGUGUCCAGAGGAUUAUUGACUCGUGACGAUCUCGUGUCGUUGUCGGGCAACGAAAUCAUCCAAAAAAUCCCGCGGAGCGAAUAUAUUUUCGAACAAUUGGUUCAAGGAUAUCAACGUUCAGUGAUGUGACAACGAUUAAAACUUUAUCGGCUUUUCACGUUUCGGUAUGUCUAAUAUAAAAGGGAUCCCGAUUGGAGCAUAGUGUGAACAAAAAAACGUCGAAACGAAUCACAGAACGCGAGUUUGAAAAGUGUAACGACGCCGAACGCCACGUGCUACGCUACGUGCGGCGCCAUCGCGAGUUAAACUUCGAAUUUCGCGCGAUGUUCCAUGGUCAAGAUUCGUUAUCGUGAACAAGUUUGACACGUUUGAAAAGUGAAAAAUCGUGAUUCUCCCUCAUGGUCGUGGAACACACGGCGGGUGGCACAUUGUAGCGUGCCUUGUGCCGCGUUUGUACAAGUGGAUUUAACCUUGUGAUCGAACACGUGGAUGCAUGCUGCCCUGUCGACGAUGCUGUGCUUUUGAACGGCCAAGCUGUCUGCACGAAAAUUCCAGGUGCAGAAGAAAAUGCGCGUGAGAUCGAGGUGACAGUAGAGCAUGGAGACCAUACAAGACAGCGGCGGGUUGCGUGUCGAUGGCUCGAAAGGAAGUGUCGUCGCUUCGGGUUUACCCAGCUCGAAAACAGUGAAUCAGUUGAGAAUAGUGGAAAGUGGUGAUGAAAGUGGGAAGAUGGUGAUCCCAACUAAAUCGGAGAUGGAUCCUUACAAGGAGUUGGAGUUGUAUCUCGCCAAAGUCAACGAAGAGAUCGGUGAAAUCAUCGAGUCGGCGCCGUCCACUCCCCUGAUCAUUACAGACGAGCCAAAGUAUCAUCCCGCGCAGCCGGCCCCGCCGGUGGAGCCGGCCCGAUACGAGCCCUGCCCCGUCAAAUCAUCGGCCGCGAGAAGCUCGAGACGGCAGAACUCCUCCGGGUGCAGGGGCUGCAACGCCGUGGAGGACAUCGGCGAUUGGUCGAACAACAUCCUGGCCGAGUUCAACACGAUAAUCGCGAACGAGAUCGACGAGCUGACCAGGGAGCUCGAGCGGAAGAGGAGCAAGGAGGAGGCGAGGAUCGUGCGUUACAAGGAGCUGUUGAACGAGUUCGGGAUAUCGGACAGCAGCGAGAGCUCGAUCGGGAGCUCGUGCGAGGCGGCGGCCGGUUUCUAUCAUCGGUCGUCGUCGGCCAGCAACGAGGUCCGCGAUCGGCGAAACGGGAAGUUGUUCAACGACGAGGCGACGACGGGCUUCCUGUUGAGCCUGGGCUACGACGAGCCGCCGCUCGAUCGCCUCGCCUCCGCGAGAAACGAUCGGAGAAAGAGCGGCAGCCUGCCCGAGGAUCUGCAACGGUUGAUAGGGGAACGCGCGAGGUAUUACCCCUCCCCUGGCCCGAAUCUCGACGACGGCCGCGAUCCCUCGGGGACGGCGUUCGUGGAGGAUCAUCGUCGCGGCGGGAUCGAUCUGAAUACCUCUAGUCUACCUUCGAAACUGGACCGUGGACACGCGAGCGGCGGGGAAACGGAGGAAGUCGGUCCGCGCGCCAAGUACCUUGGAAACGAUCAACCAAAGAAACACGAUCUAGUAGAGAUAAGUUGGAGGGGCGGCGAGGAUGAGGGGAAGAGGGGAAGCAGCACCUGUCCUCGGCUCGGGCCCAUCCCGGUUCGGCCGUGCAUCGAGACGGACGAGUCGUGCGCGAAAUUACCGCCGAGGCAACGCGACCCCCACAGGAAGACUAGCCUGCCUGUGAAUUUGACGGGUCAGAAGAGGAGAAGGACGCCGAGGUUGGCGAGAAUUCGACGGAACGAGGAGCAGAGCGCGAUGGAUCCGGAUUACGAGGCGGAGGAGGACGACAAGGUGGCGGCGCAAGUGGUUGGCGGGAGGCCAACGUUGGACGGUAACGGGCCUAAAUCGGCCCCCGUCACGCCAACGGAGGAGAAGAAGUCUCCGUUUUCGAAGAUCCUGUGGAAGAAGCACGCGCCCGUCUUCCACGAGAGCACGGACGACGUUGUCCUCGUCAGGGUGUCCUCUUUGCCGGAUCAGGAUUUCCUUCAUCUCGACGGAAACGAGGCGUUGCGGGCGAAGAACGGUUGCGCGAAGGAGGGCCUGUCGAAGAAGAGGGCCGUGUCGCCUCUCACCUUGCGCUCGGAUAUAUCCGCGAAACGGUUGUCCGAGUCCGACAAGGACGUGAGGCAGGUCAGUCCCGUGGAUUUGAAGAAGUUCUCGCUCUCGAGAUCGAGGGGCAACGACGUUGGAGUGAGUUGCGAUCUUCCGGAAGACGACAACGUCGGAUCCAUCGGGAGCGUGGACAGCGGGAAGUUCGAACGGGUGGAGAACGUGGACGUGAAGAAGAUACUGGACGAGCAAAAUUCCAGAUCCGGUUCGCUACCGAUUUCUCUUCAAUCCCUGUUAUCGAAGAUCCGAAACGGGUCCGGCUCGUGCUGCCCGAACAGCCCGCCGAUGGAUUCUCUCACUUGCUCCGACAUAGCGACGCAAACUUCCCCAGCUAUUUCCAGAAGUUUCAGCUUCACGUGGGUCAGCGAUUGCGACUCCCCGCGAGCGGAGUCGCAGAUGGAUUCGCAGUCGCUGCAGGACGAAAGCACGUUGGAUCCUGCCUCGCCGCAAGACACCGUGGACGACGACAAUAGGUCGUCCUCGUCGUCUCAAGAUCUUCUUCAGAGCAUGGACGAGAUUUCCUCCGGAAGUAUGUCGCCGGAUACGACCGACAGAGCAUCUCCUCUGGAGAGCGGUAUCGGCACUGCCAGCCCUCCUAGAAGCACCGAUCGACGGAUAGUUAAGCCCCCGUCCUCAGCCAAGUGUCACCGGAAAGAGACAUGGGAGAGGAUCCGGCGACGUCCUUCCAAGUUGAACUCGCGGAGCGACAAACACUCGCAGGACGUGUGGAUCAAACGCGAGAGCGUGCACACUCAGACGAAGGAGAACGAGGACCAAUAUUCCCAGGACGCGGUGGACAGCAGCAGCGGCCUCGACGACACCCUGCCGAGGAUCAAGCCGCCUCGACCGACCAAUCUGCCUCUGUGUCUGUCCACCACCGCGAGUAGCUCCCUAAGCUCUGGAGAAUUAUUGGAGACACCGCCGCGAGCACCCUCAUCCCCAUCCGCCGCCAGCCUCCAAUUGAAACCGGAACCGCUAAGCGUGGAAAUGGGUGGAAAGAGCAGCAGUGCACCCUUGUUGGAGAACAACGACACGGAGAAAACGAAUGGGAAGGUGCCGAGUUUGCAGCAACCACGCUCGCAGUCGGAACGCCAGCUAUCAGAAAUCGAAGCGCAAGAGGCUUGCAAAUGGUUGAGGGCGGCUGGUUUUCCACAAUAUGCGCAGAUGUAUGAGGAUUAUCAAUUCCCGAUUGACGUAUCUGGCGUAGCCAAGGACCACCCCUUCCUCGAGACUGAUUCCCUGCAGAGUCUAUUUCGACGAUUGCACGCUCUUAAUCGGUGCGCUAAUAUGAAGAUCGACACUCACCAUACGCACAGUACUAGUCACAGCAAAAGCGGUGGCGGCGAUGAUUCGGACGAAGAUACACAGUGCGCCCUCAGCGAGAAUUGGACGUUCGAGAAGAAAACGAGGCGCUGGUCCCGCGUGUGCGACAUGACGCAAGCGAACGUGGAGAGGUUGCAGGCGAUCAGCAGCGGGCAGACGGUGCAAUCCGAGGAGGAUUCCCUGGAGGAUCGGUUGGAGGCAGAGGAGGCCGAGGACACGAUGCUGGACACGCUCAGAUACAGCAGCCUGCCGCCUGGCACGCUUCCCGACGAGAUCGGGCCGAGAUUUCGGAGAACCGGGUCCGAGAGGCUGAGGGACGGGGCGAAAGCUUUCCUGAGGCGGGUCGAGUCGUUGAAGUCCCGGCGACGGAAGCACCAAAAUCGGGACGGGAUAGUGAUCAGCGGCCCCCAAAUACUGGACGUGAUCUCGAUGCAGCAGAAGAUGAAGGAGCUGAACUGCGUGGACGUGUCGCCGACGGGCCCCUCGCCGGUCUCGUUCAACGAUCUUCUGCCGGGCUCGCCCCUUCACGUGCCUGGGUCGCCCGUCACGCUGCCCGCGUCCCCCUAUCACCUGCCGCCCUCGCCCCUGGCCAACGCGCCCAGCCCGUUCGGCGACGAUUCGUCGAGUUAUUGCUCGGACGGGUCGCAAGGAGGUGGCCCGACACCCACGCCGACGCGGACGAAGAUGAACCGGGCGAGAAGGUUCCUGCAUCGGGGCAGGGAGGACCAAGGGGCGCUCAGCGACUCCGAGUGCCAGCCUACCAAUUGGCGGCACAGGUACUUCAGAGACGCGAACAGUAAUCACGCUAAAGUGUUGGAAUACGUGACCGCCCAUCCCCAAAGCCCCAAGGAUUCGCCGACCAAAACUCCCAUAAAUAGCCGCGGAGGUAGCCUGAAUCUUGGGAAGGAGUCGCAGAGGUACAGGGACAAGUUGUCCCAGGGCCAGAAUCAGGAGAGGUACAAGGAGGACAAGGUGGCCGCUUUGAAGAGGGAGGAUAAGAUGCACAAGAGUUUCAGGCAUCGUGACGAUUCUUACAGGGAGGGGAAACCUUUGUCCAAAGAGGUGACCGUCUACAGAGAGAAAUCGAGAUCGAGGAGUUCGGAGCUGGCCGGAAGUCAGGAGAGCAGUUCGACGGUUGCCAGUCGUGAUUCGGAUCAGGAGGAGGAUUCGCCGAGGCACAAGGGUACCGUUGUCAGGUGGCACAGUUUCCAGAGGGGAUCCCUGUACCCGGAGCCGCUCGACCCCCUGUGCCCACGAGCCAUGGCCUCGAUGUCGUGCGGCCAACUGUUGGUACUGAGGAAGUUGGCUCUGUUGAAGCUGACCGCCUGCAUGGAACGAUAUUGCCCGACUCAUCGUACCGGAUGGAACUGGGAGCUGCCCAAGUUCAUCAGGAAGAUAAAGACCCCCGAUUACAAGGACAAGACGGUGUUCGGUGUACCGUUGCUGUUGUCCCUGCAGAGAACCGGCCAGGCCUUGCCAAAGUGUAUUCAAAUAGCGCUCAGAUGGCUGAGAGCGAACGCCCUCGACCAGGUUGGGAUCUUCAGGAAGAGCGGGGUCAAGUCUAGGAUACAGAAAUUGAAAAUGAUGACCGAGACUUUGGGGGAUAACAUCAAUUUCGAUGGCCAGCAGGCGUUCGACGUGGCCGAUCUCGUGAAGCAAUAUUUCAGGGAAUUACCGGAAGCUCUGUUAACCAACAAAUUGUCCGAGACCUUCAUCGCUAUAUUCCAACACGUACCUGUUAAGCUGCGACCGGACGCGGUGCAAUGCGUGCUCCUUCUUCUGCCAGACGAGCAUCGGGAGGCGUUGGAGACUCUGCUCGAUUUCUUGAACCACGUAGCGAGCAACGCUCCCUACAACCAAAUGACAGCCUCGAACCUGGCCGUGUGCCUGGCACCGAGCCUGUUCCACUUCAACCACAGUAACACGAACGUGACCAACAGGUCGAGCAGCGUAUCGCCACGUAGGAGAAAGACCGUGGGCAUUCCCGAUCAGAGGGAACUGUCGGAAAACAAAGCCGCUCACGACUGUCUUCUGUAUCUGGUCAAGAUGCAUCGUGAAUUAUUCAUGGUUUCUUCGGAUAUGUUGAUGCAGUGUCAUUUUAAUUAUAUGGAAGAAAGCGUGCCGGUCGCCUUGGAGGAAUUGGGAUCCGAAUUGAAGCAAGAUUGGAGAGGAUACCUUUACGCGUGUACCACCGCUUUGUUGAAAGAAGCGCGUGAGAAAAGUCGGGGAUGGGUCACCGUGAACAAUCCAGCCGACAGUACGGUAGAGAUGGCGUACAAGAAAGUAGGUGACGGACAUCCACUUCGACUGUGGCGAGUGUCGACUGAGGUUGAAGCUCCACCGAACGAGCUUCUUCAUCGUGUACUGAGGGAGAGGCAUAUCUGGGAUCCUCAGCUUUUGAAGUAUAGAUUGGUCGCCAAGCUGGACACCAACGUGGAGGUCUUUCAAUACGCCACUGGGAACAUGAGUCCUCUUCCUGCCAGGGAUUAUUGUGUGCUAAGAUCCUGGCGUAACGAUCUCCCCAAAGGGGCCUGCGUCAUCGUAGAAACGUCCGUGGAACAUCCGGAUGCUCCUGUUAUGCUUGGUGGAACACGUGGUAUUGUUUUAGCAUCGCGCUAUCUCAUCGAACCUUGCGGUAGUGGUAAAUCACGGAUCAUGCAUCUUUCCAGAGUGGAUACAAAAGGACGCACUCCAGAAUGGUAUAACAAAAGCUACGGUCACCUUGCUGCCCUUCACCUCAGUAAAAUUCGCAAUUCCUUCAAGCACACGACAGACGGUCCCGAGAGUAAAGUCUGAGAGGAAGCAACCGUGCAACGAUCACCGUUGCACGGUCCUCGCACGACUCUAGAGGAACAGGAUGAUCAAAAUCAGGAACACAGGAUUCUAAAGGAUGUGCGACAGGUUCAACCUACCAUUGACGAGGAAUAAAAGUAACAUCGAUGGUCGUAUCUAAUUUCAUCGAUACCAUGACCAAGAAUUUAGAGGAUAUCGAAGAAAAUAAUGGAUCUAGGAGAGAAAUUCAACUCGUUAUCGAAGAUGAACCCCAUCGCGCGUUUCUCGAGUUGAUUAAAACAAUAUUUAUAAAAGGAAAUGGAGGAAGCGAAAAAAGAAAAGAAAAAAGAAGAAACAAGAAACGUUAACGAUACCAUGCACAAGCUUUAAUCGAUGUGAAGCAAUUUUUGUUGAAGCCUGAGAUGUAUAGCGUUAGACGUCGAAUUAUUAUUAUUAUUAACCAUGUUGUUAGAGGAUGAAAAAGAAAAGAAUUUAUUGUUAUCGUAAUUAUAAAAUUCUCUCUGUUUGACGUUUUAUUGUCCAAGGAUCUUGCCGUCCAGUGAUCGUGAAAGUCGUUAAAGAAAAAUAAUAGUAUAAAAAAAAAAAAAAAAGAAAAAAAAAAAGAAAAAAGAAAUGGCAGGAGACCGAAUUGAAAUGGGCUAGUACAUGUUUUCCUCCGUGUAUGUAGGAUAUAAUAUAUUAUUUUUACAAGUAUCCAUAAUCCGAUGUUAUAUCGCUAAUCGAAGUUCCGCGAACGAAGCUUUUAUCCUCGGCGAUAACAAAUAUAAUAGAAUAUUCGUCGAUGUUUCGUCGAAGUAAGAACAAGAAUGCUGCUACCCUAACGAGAGUAAACCGAUGCCUUCUCGAUGGUUUAACUAGAUGAUUUUAAUAAUCGUAUCGAUUGAAAUAUAUACGCGAAGCAUGUAAAAAAAAAAAAAAAGAAAGAAAAAAAAAAAAGAAAAAAAAAGAAAAAAAGGAGAAAAAAGAAAAAAGGGCGUAAAAAUAUUUUUCGAUCGUAGUUAUGCUACAAAAUGCAGUCUGUGUAUUUUCCGCGUCGCACGAUGUUUUAAUCUCACCAAAUGAUAUAUAAGCGAAUAUUAGAUAGGAGAAAGAAGUCGCGCACAAUAUUAUAUUUCACCGUUAUAGCGUAUAAGAAAUCCCUAUUUUGUAUGUUUCUUUCGGACCAAAUGCCAAUUUUUCUAUUGUAUCAUAUCACGCUGUUGUAUCGAGUAUCUCGAGAACAUGGUUCUUUUAGAACGAUUCUUUUUGUAAAUGUCACGACGAUUUAGACGACCAGGAGAAACCGUGUGUAAAUUAUUCGUACGUUAUUAUAUAUGGGUACGCAUUAUACAACGUAUGCGUGUGUAUUCUAUUUAUAUACAACAAAGAAAAAAAAAAGAAAAAAAGAAAAAAAAAAAAAGAAAAGAAAGAUUGACAAAACGCGAAACAACGUCGUCCAAUGCGUUCCGCUUGUGCGUUCCAAUGUUUCCAAAUUGCGUUUUUUUUAUCAGAUAAUCGUAAAUUACGUCCCUCCCUCCACUUACAUGUACCCUAUUAUUCACGAUUAAUCCGAUUUAAUCGAGCAAUGCGAAAGGAUUUUGAGUAAACGUGUAAGUUCUCGCCCUCCCCCUCCUUCGCGUAAGGGCGUACAAUUUAAACUCGUGUUAAUUAAGCAAUCGUCAUUGUCUCACACUCUUAUAUCGAUGUUGAAGCGUUGAAAAAAAAAAAAUUUGUCACAGAGUCUAUUGUUAAUUGUCUCUCUGAAAUUGUAAAUGUGAAUCGCGAGCCGGCGGUUUCGGGGAAUUGUUUUUCUCGGCCAGUCGAUCAUUUAAGACGAAUCGUCGUUGUUCGAAAUAACAUUCGUGCAUGCACCAUGAUUAACGCAUAUAUAGGGACCACCCCUUCAUCCUCCCCCGUUGAACACCGUAGAAUAAAACGAAUACGAAGGAAGGAAAUAUGAUAUAUAGGAUCGAGAAGAGAAACGACUUGGAGAAAAAGAUACACCUCAUCGAAUUAUAAGUGUAUUUUAACAUAAUACUAGUCAACUUACAAUUUAGAUGAAGUUACGAAUACGGAUAUAAGUGUAUAGAUUUUUAUUCUACGAACAUUACGUCGAGAAUAUUUAAUUAUUAUUAUUAUUAUUAUUAUUAUUAUUAUUAUAUUAUUAUUAUUAUUAUUAUUAUUAUUAUUAUUAUAUUAUUGAUAUAGAGUAAUUAUAUAUGGAGAAGAAAGAAAUAUAUCAAUGAUAUUUUUGUGUCCAAAAAACGCCAGUAGGGAGCACGAAUGAAUGAAAGUGUAUGUAUAUCUGUGUAUGCGUGUGUGUGAGAGAGAGGAAAAGAGGAAAAAAAGAAAAAUAAAGAGAGAGAACACACGUCUGCAUGUUUCUCCGUUAUUUGUAACGAUAUAUGACCGUCUUUAUUCUUGUAAUCCGUGUUUCACUAGAAUGUAAAUAUGUAUAUUAUACAAUAAUGAAACACGAUUAUAUACUCAUUAAA